Messenger RNA from Brassicogethes aeneus, 4230 nucleotides. The record is from the annotation of a GenBank genome assembly. Lineage: Eukaryota; Metazoa; Arthropoda; Insecta; Coleoptera; Nitidulidae.
UUUUUAUUAUUAUACGUCUCUUUAUAACCUACAAUAUUAAAUAUUUUUAAAAUAAAGAUUGUAGUUUUGGCAACGGCGCUAUCUACAGCCACUUCGUUAAAUUGAAAAUAGAUGGAGAGCUAAUCAAAACAUAACCAAAUUGUUUUCAUUGUAAUUUUCGCAAUAUUAAUUAAAUUACAGUUUGUUUUAUGAUUACAGUGUUUUAGCUUACAAUUGUCUGAAUUUACGAUUACGCGUAUUUGUUUUAUUAUGUAACAGUAAAAUAUUUGUUUAAUGGUUUUUAUUUUAAGUAUUAAAUAUUGCAUAUAAAAUUAACUAUGGAUGGUACAAAAGAAAAAAUAGGUAAUAAAAAUCCUAGAGAUACUGCUAAUUCUUUAUCAGUAUUAUUUUUUACUUAUACAUUUAAAUUUUUUAAAAGAGGCUAUGGUAAAACGAUUUUUGCUGAUGAUAUCUUCAGUCCUAUAACAUGUGAUAAAAGUCAGGAAUUGGGGGAUAGACUGGAAAAAAAAUGGAUAACUCAUAUAACACAAGCAAAAAAACUAAACAAAACGCCAAAAUUCUCAAAAACCCUUAUAGCAACAUUUUGGAUGGAAUUGCUAUCCAUCUCCCUGGUUCUAUUUAUACAAGAGGUUGUGUUUAAAAUCAGCCAGGCUGUGAUGUUGGGAAAUUUGCUGGAUUUUUUCCAACCUCAAAGUACAAUGAGCAAAAAUGAAGCACUUUUGUAUGCCACUGCGAUGGUUAUACUGAAUUUAGCAAUGGUGUUUGCUAAUAAUCAGUAUUUGAUGAACAGUUUUCAUUACGGUGCUAGACUCAGAGCUGCCAUUUGUGCCUUGGUUUACAGAAAAGCUUUAAGACUGAGCAAGACUGCGCUGGGCGAUACAGCAUCAGGAAAAAUAGUAAAUUUAAUUUCCAGCGAUGUAAGCAGAUUUGAGUACGUCACUGUUUUGAUUCAUCAAAUGUGGGUUGCGCCCACUUCGGCUGCCAUUGGGCUCUACAUUAUGUACUCAAAAUGUGGCUACCCAAUUUUUAUUGGGAUUAUACCUUUUUUUCUUAUUCUCGUAUUGCAAAGUUACAUCGGCAGGCUGUCCGCAAAAUUCCGCAAACAAACUGCCACGAAAAUCGACGAGCGCCUGCGCCUCAUGAACGAAAUAGUUUCCGGCGUCCAGGUAAUCAAAAUGUACGCUUGGGAAAGACCAUUCUCCAAACUCAUAAAUUUCGCGCGAAGAGCGGAACUAAAAAAAGUAACGAAAUCGUCUUACGUGCGAGCGAUUUACAUGGCAUUUGGUCUUUUUACCACAAGGGUGGCUCUGUUCGGUACCUUGGUUACCAUGGCCAUAGUUGAUGAGAGUAUAACGCCAGGAAAGAUUUUUGUAGUGGUGGCCCUAUUAAACAACAUAAAUUUUUCUAUGUGCAAUAUGUUUGUCAGGGGUGUAUCCGAAGUAUCUGAAGCUUUAGUGAGCCUUAAAAGAAUCCAGGGUUUUUUGUUGAAAGAAGAAUGUAACAUUCACAAAAAUACCCCACAGCAAAAUGUUGUUGGUGACAAAAACGAUAUUGUUAAACUUAUAAAAGCGACUGUGAAAUGGGAAGCGAAUGAGGUAGCUUUGGAUAACUUGGAUUUAACUGUCAAAAAAGGAUCACUAGUGGGUAUUAUAGGUCCAGUUGGUAGUGGAAAAAGUACUCUACUACAAACUCUAUUAGGCGAACUUGAACUAUCCCAAGGAAGCAUUUCAGUCAACGGCACAAUAUCCUAUGCCUCACAAGAAGCCUGGAUCUUCGGAGCAUCUCUUCGCCAAAAUAUUCUAUUCGGGAACCCUUACGACCGUCAAAAAUACAACCAAGUGGUACGAGCCUGCGCCUUGGAGGAGGACUUCAAACAAUUUGAAGAUGGCGACCUAAGCUUGGUUGGUGACCGGGGUUCAUCCUUAUCAGGCGGCCAAAAGGCAAGAAUCAGUUUGGCGAGGUGUGUCUAUAGAGAUGCCGAUGUCUAUCUACUUGACGAUCCACUAUCUGCCGUUGAUGUGCAGGUUGCAAAACACUUGUACAAAAAAUGUAUUAACGGGUUAUUGAAGGAUAAAACUAGGGUUUUGGUGACGCACCAAGUGCACCAUUUGAAGAAUUGCGAGCAUAUUUUGAUUUUUAACGAGGGUAAAAUUGUGGAAGAAGGUUCAUACUCCGUCCUAUCAAAUAGUGGGAAUAUAUACGCUAAAUUGCUCAAUUCUGACCCCGAUAAAGAUGAAGAAUCCCACGGAAGAAAUCCCAAAAGGCUUUCUAGGCUGUCGUCCAUAUCAAGCGUAGCAAGUGAAGACCUUGGAGAAAAAUGUAUGGUAGAUUUUCAUGAUGAAAUCAAAACGGAACGUAAACAUAAAGAUUUACAAGAGGAAACUUCCAAGGGUAAAGUCAAGGGUUCUCUACUAUGGAAGUAUCUCAGUUAUGGGGGAGGAAUUUUCUACACCACCAUAGUAUUAGCCUUAUUUUUAACGUCCCAAACACUAGCAAGCUCCGUGGACUACUUUGUAAAUUUCUGGGUUAACCUUGAAGAAAACAGGAACAAAACAAUCCAAGAUGGUGUAUCAAUAGAGCCUACUUUAUGGUCCAAAAUUUAUUGCAUCGAAAUAUACACUAUUCUAAUCAUAUCUCUAUUUAUUAUGGCUUUCGUUAGAUCUUUUGUAUUUUAUAAUUUGGCUAUGAAAAGUUCAAAGAAUCUGCAUACAUCUUUGUUCAACAAUGUCAUAACCGCCACUAUGAGGUUUUUCGAUACGAAUGCAAGUGGGAGGAUACUGAACAGGUUUUCCAAGGAUCUCUGCUCCAUUGACGAGUUUUUACCCAAGAAUAUUUUAGAUGCAGCCCAAAUCUUAUUGCAAAUGGUAGGAACUUUUGUAUUGGUCACCAUCGUAAACCAAUAUUUCUUUAUUAUGAUAUUCAUAAUAUCCAUACUCCUGCUAAUAAUGAGGUACCACUUCCUAAAAUCAUCAAAAAACAUUAAAAGACUUGAAGGCAUAAUGAAAAGUCCCAUAUUUACACACCUAAACACUACCUUACAAGGUUUGACAACCAUAAGGGCUUUUAACGCGGAAAAUAUACUUAAAUCAGAAUUCGACAAACACCAAGACUACCACACUGGUGCCUAUUUCAUGUACUUAUCCUGCACUGCAGCCUUUGGAUUUUAUUUGGACAUCAUGUGCUACUUUUUGGUCGUCAUUGUUACCUACAGUUUUUUAACGUUCGGGGAAGAUUUUGGCAUGACAGGUGCGAAAGUAGGUCUGGCUAUAACGCAGGCUAUGUCCUUGACGCACAACGUCCAAUGGGGUACGAGACAAUCAGCUGAAGUAGCUAACAUGUUGGUUUCAGUUGAAAGAAUAGUAGAAUAUGAUGUUAUACCUAAAGAACCGCAACCUGUGGUACCAAAAAAACUCGAUAAAACAUGGCCUAAUGAAGGUCAUAUUGUUUUUAAGGAUGUGAGGUUAAAGUAUGAUGAUGAAGGUGAUUGGGUUUUGAAGGGGUUAAACUUUGAGAUCAAACCUAAGGAAAAGGUCGGUAUUGUUGGUAGAACAGGUGCUGGUAAAUCAUCCUUAAUAUCUGCUUUAUUUAGAAUGGCCAACGUUGAUGGAGAAAUAAUUAUAGAUGAAGUUGAUACUAAAACUAUAAAUCUGCAAGAUUUGCGGUCCAAAAUAUCAAUAAUUCCUCAAGACCCUGUUCUAUUUUCUGGUACACUAAGAUACAACCUAGACCCUUUUGAAGAAUAUCCAGAUGACCUCCUGUAUAAAGCAAUAAACGAAGUAGAACUUAAAGACCCUGAUAACAUAAUAAACAGACUGGAAAAUAAUGUACAAGAUGGUGGUGCCAACUACAGCGUAGGACAAAGACAGUUAAUAUGUUUAGCAAGAGCUAUUGUACGAAAUAACAAGAUUUUAAUGUUGGACGAAGCUACCGCAAAUGUUGACCCACAAACUGACUCUUUGAUACAAAAAACGAUACGUAAGAAGUUCGCAGAUUGUACCGUUGUGACUGUAGCGCAUAGGCUAAACACUAUAAUGGACUCGGACAAAGUUUUAGUGAUGGAGUUUGGUUCUUUGGCUGAGUUUGAUCACCCACAUGUUCUUCUGCAAAAUCAAGGGGGCAUUUUUAACAAAAUGGUGUCGGAGAUGGGUGAAACGAUGUCGGAUCAUCUAAGAAAAAUCGCGUACACAAGUUAUCAGAAGCACAGCUCUUCUUGAGAAUUUAAUUUUCGCA